GCAGAAAGAGACGGCGGGGAAGCAGUAGUGAGGUGAAUAAAGAUGCGGCCGUACAGAAGAGCCUGCACAAACGCGUUGCAUGUGAUAUAUAGAUAUAUAGAUUGAACUGAGCCUGAGCGGCGGGGGACUCAUAUAUAAGCGGAAGGGGCGCUUCUCGGAAAGCAAAGCGGCGUCGUAUCGGCGGAGAAGCAAUGGCUACGACGAAGCUCUCUGCUCUCUUCUCUUCGCUCCUUUUGCUUCUCUCUCUUUCUGCUGUUCAAGUCCUCGGCCUUGGGAUUGGAAUUAACUAUGGGCAGAUUGCGAACAACCUUCCUUCACCGUCCCGUGUUUCCUUCCUCCUCAGAUCUCUCAACAUCACCAGAGUGAAGCUUUAUGAUGCUGAUCCGAAGGUGUUGAGUGCGUUUGCCAAUUCAGAUGUUGAAUUUGUCAUUGGGCUUGGGAAUGAGUAUCUCUUAAAUAUGACCGACCCCAUCAAAGCUCAGAAUUGGAUUCAACAGCGUGUUCAGCCUUUCAUUAGCUCGACCAAGAUUACCUGCAUCACUGUGGGAAACGAGAUCCUAUCAGGCAAUGAUACUCAGUUGAUAUCUCAUCUUCUCCCAGCAAUGCGAACUGUUUAUGGCGCUCUCGUGAAUCUUGGGUUAAGCAAACAGUUAUAUGUGACGACUGCCCAUUCCCUUGCCAUCUUAAGUAAUUCAUUCCCUCCUUCCUCGGGAGCAUUUCGACAAGAUCUUGCUGAAUACAUUCAUCCCAUCCUUGAUUUUCAUGCUCAAGUCAACUCACCAUUUCUCAUAAAUGCGUAUCCAUAUUUUGCAUACAAAGAUAACCCAAACGAGGUUCCAUUGGAUUAUGUCCUUUUUCAGCCUAACUCAGGGACAACCGAUCCUAAUACGAACUUGAAUUAUGAUAAUAUGUUGUAUGCACAAAUUGAUGCUAUUUAUUCAGCAAUCAAAGCAAUGGGGCACACAAAUGUUGAUGUCAAGAUCUCUGAAACCGGUUGGCCUUCUAAAGGGGAUCCCAAUGAAGCUGGAGCCACACUACAGAACGCAGAGAUAUAUAAUGGUAAUUUGCUGCGUCGGAUACAACAGAAUCAAGGUACUCCGGCAAAACCGUCAGUGCCAAUUGACAUAUAUGUUUUUGCACUUUUCAACGAGAAUCUAAAGCCAGGUCCGGCAUCAGAAAGGAACUAUGGGCUGUACUAUCCUGAUGGUACCCCUGUUUACGACAUUGGAUUGCAGGGUUUCCUUCCAGAGAUUUACUCGGCUUCUUCCAAGAUAAAUGCCUUGUCAAUUUCAAGUAUUCUGGUUUUAGCAUUAGCAUGCUUUAUAUAUUCUUGAAAGUAGAAAAAAUUUGUUGACAACAAAUUGAGGAAAUUAUGGAGAAAAAGGGUCUUGGCUAUCUUGAUAUUUCUCCCAGUAGUUCAAAGGGGAAAUUUCAAAGGUGAGAAAUUCAAUUCUCUUUUUUCUUUUACUUUUUUUCUUAGUCCAACACAGGGAUUGUUUGGCAUAUGCACCUUCCAUGCCAUUAUAUGUCCAUGUUUUCACGCUAGAAAUCCGAUCUCCCAAUUAAGAGGAAAAGGCCAGGGCUUGUCGCUAUCAUUGAUAUUUCUUGGUAUGGUUCAAGAAAGCUUCCAAUGGCUAGUUUUUCAAAUUUCAACGAUAACAAACGGUUAGUUUUGAGCAAAGCUUUUGGAAUGCGUAUUUAUACAACUCAAGGAUGAUCAAGAGAAGACUAAUGAACAGGAAUGAAAUAAUUUGAGCUUAUUGGUAUUCACAUUUGUAUUUAUAUUGAUCGUACUGUAUUUUUUUCUCUUCAAGACUUUGAUAUUAAUUUGUAUAUAUUCAUUUCAAGUCUUGUUUCGUAUUUUGAGAGAUCUUAUAAUUAAGAGAUUUAUCUCUUAGAUCUUCUCUUUAUUACACUUCUUGUAUUUCGUAGCUUGUGUAGCUACAUGGCUUACUUGGUUUAAGUAAGAGGUUGUAUUUCCUAAUUUGUGUAGCUAGAGUGCCUAUUUGUGUAAGUAGAAUGUUUUAGUAAAUUGAUUCAAAAUUCUUAGUGAGAGUUAAGGUAAUGGAUUAAGUUUGAUUUAAAC
Messenger RNA from Diospyros lotus (date-plum), 2086 nucleotides. Its product is annotated as glucan endo-1,3-beta-glucosidase 14. Gene Ontology annotation, molecular function: hydrolase activity, hydrolyzing O-glycosyl compounds. Gene Ontology annotation, biological process: carbohydrate metabolic process. Gene Ontology annotation, cellular component: plasma membrane. The record is from RefSeq and is a predicted model, not a curated record. The coding region runs from base 192 to 1334 and encodes 380 amino acids. The transcript is spliced from 4 exons. Lineage: Eukaryota; Viridiplantae; Streptophyta; Magnoliopsida; Ericales; Ebenaceae.